This is a messenger RNA of Aureococcus anophagefferens, 354 nucleotides long. RefSeq lists its product as hypothetical. Gene Ontology annotation, biological process: response to endoplasmic reticulum stress. Lineage: Eukaryota; Pelagophyceae; Pelagomonadales; Pelagomonadaceae. The transcript has a single exon. The record is from RefSeq and is a predicted model, not a curated record. Gene Ontology annotation, molecular function: protein disulfide isomerase activity; protein-disulfide reductase activity. The annotation marks the transcript as partial. Gene Ontology annotation, cellular component: endoplasmic reticulum lumen.
AUGUUCAGCUGCCGCGGCAAGGGCAAUUGCGACGUCACGGAGUUCAGCGAGGCCAACUGGGCGGCGAAGCUCGGCGAGGAGCCCCACUUCGUCAUGUUCUACGCGCCCUGGUGCGGCCACUGCAAGCAGCUCGCGCCGAAGAUGAAGGUCGCCGCGAAGAAGCUCAAGGGCAGCGGCGUGGGCAUCGGCGCGGUCGACGUCGAGCCGAACUCGGGCAUCCAGGCCAUGUUCCCCGACAUCCGCGGCUUCCCCUCGCUCAAGUACGUGCGCUCGGGCAAGAACAGCGCGAAGACGGCCAUCGACUACAACGGCCCGCGCGAGGCCGACGACAUCGAGCGCUGGACGAAGGAGCAG